AUGCUGAACAAGAUUAGAGAAAUGAUAAUGUGUAAAUUUGAAAGACUGUGCACGGUGCUGGCCAUCACUUCCUGGGCUUGUGGUUUUUCUCUUGCCUUAGGAGACCUGAUUCUCUUUCUGAGAUUGCCCUACUGUGAGACCCGGGUGGUGAAUUUCAUCUUCUGUGAAGUCCUAGCUGUCCUCAAAGUGUCGUGUGGGGACACUUGGGUCAGCAAACUCUUUGUCAUCUCUACUGCUGCAUUUAUCUUAGUGGGGCCCCUUUCUGUGAUGCUGGUCUCCUACAUGCGCAUCCUCUUGGCCAUCCUGAAGAUCAAGUCAAAGGAGGGCCGCAGAAAAGCUUUCUCCACCUGCUCCUCCCACCUCUGUGUGGUUGGGUUCUACUUUGGCAUUGCUAUGCUGAUUUACUUGGUCCCAGAUGAUGGUCACUGGGAUGAGCAGAAGAAAGUCCUUUCCCUGUUUUAUGAUCUCUUCAACCCUUUGCUCAACCCUCUCAUCUAUAGUUUGAGGAAUGCCCAAGUGAAGGCUGCCUUCAACAGAGUACUGCGCAAACAGAGGACGUGA
Molecule: messenger RNA, 561 nt
Organism: Condylura cristata (star-nosed mole)
Lineage: Eukaryota; Metazoa; Chordata; Mammalia; Eulipotyphla; Talpidae
Product: olfactory receptor 2A2-like
Exons: 2
Coding region: 1-561 (186 amino acids)
Biological process (GO): G protein-coupled receptor signaling pathway
Cellular component (GO): membrane
Molecular function (GO): olfactory receptor activity
Source: RefSeq, a predicted model, not a curated record